AUGGGAUCGUCAAUAAAACAAACUGAUAAGCCUACUGCUCCGGAAGAGUUUAAAACCAAUAGUUGGUGGAAGAUAUAUUUAGGACAUAUUUGCAAAAUGUCAUUGUUUAAUAUGGGUUAUAACUCAUUGGAGGUCAAUGAAGCAAGACUUUUGAUGGCCGAACUUGAGUUGCAGAACAUGACAUCACUUUUCAAUGGAUCUAAAUGCAUCCAGCCUCGAUAUGGUGAGGGUGAAUUAUCAAAGGGUGAAAGUGUUUGCAUAGACCGAUGUGUUGCUAAAUUUGUUAAGUCGAAUACUCUUAUAUCUGAGUAUAUGCGUGAAUCAGGGAAUGGGCCAGAGACGUUAUCAUCAUUUCGUGCAACAGCAUCGCGUGCCGGAGUAUCUUAUAUGGAGCCUGAUAACAACCAAUAA
Messenger RNA from Magnusiomyces paraingens, 411 nucleotides. RefSeq lists its product as uncharacterized. The record is from RefSeq and is a predicted model, not a curated record. NCBI's taxonomy places the organism in Eukaryota, Fungi, Ascomycota, Dipodascomycetes, Dipodascales, Dipodascaceae. Gene Ontology annotation, biological process: protein insertion into mitochondrial inner membrane. The coding region runs from base 1 to 411 and encodes 136 amino acids. Gene Ontology annotation, cellular component: mitochondrial inner membrane. The transcript is spliced from 5 exons.